CUUUCGCUAGCUCACCUUUUUGUGUUUUGCCUCAUUGGAAGCUGUCUGAUUAAUUUAAGGCUGAACUACUGUGGUGACGGUAUCCAGGACUGUGGUUGUCCGUACGUGUCGUUUCUGUCUCUUUUAUCCAUUUCCUUAACUUGUAUCUAGACUGUUGAAUAGCGAAACUGCACAUUGGAGCUCUUUGUUCUCUCUUGUUGUGAUCUUUUGAUCGCCUACAUUGGCGGUUUGGUUCUCUGUCCGACAUGAGGCGGUCAAGAAAUCGAAAAUACUUACGUUUUGCAGUUUGUUUUCUAGUAUAGCAGUCCUAACAUUUCUUGUUUCCCUGUCUACUCUUUUUUCCAUUGGUAAUUCUCGUUAUUGUCUUGGCGAAGACUGUCGAUACAAUUGGGUCCGCCACAACGGUGCGGAAAUCAUGGUUGUUUAGCACAGCUGAACCGUUUACUGUCGUAUUGAACUAUCCGAGUGUUGAUUACUAUCACAGCCUACUCGUUGGUGAUUGCCUAUUCCUAGUACAGUUUGUGAAUUUAUUGUAUAAAUGACUGAAGUUCAUUCAGCAUGCCGUUCACUUGUCUGAAGAUAGCGCACCGUCUCGAUCAGAUCUCAUAACUCUCGUCCAAUGGUCCUUCGGUUCUCCGCAGUGUAUGCUGCUGCCACAGUCACAGCUUAUUUGCCAUUGUGCACUUGAUCUGGCCCGAUUCCUUUUCGCAUGCUUCUACCGCUCCUCCCCAUCUGUAAUCAUCAGUCUACUCUGUUGCAAAAUUGUCGCCUCACAUUCUUAUUGCUCCCUGCUUGUGUGUUUUAUCCUAACAAUUCAAUCUUUUUACUCUUAUUUAGCUUUAUAGCAACCCCUGUUUGUAUCAUCUUUGGCUUGAUUUUGCGCCCCCCCCCCAGUUUCCUGUUGUUGUUUCGUGCCAGAUAUUCCCCAUCUUUUCCCUAUGCCUUUUCGCAAUAUCUGCCAUAUCGCUUCAUUCGGUGCUCGUGUUUACGCCACUUCAUGGUGCGAACUGACGGAACAUCGUUUUCGCGCGUCUGUCCAUUACAGGUUACGAACUCAUUCAACCGUUCCAUGUCAUAUUGCCUGCGUAUAGGUCGUUAUCAGACUUCGUUCUUUGAUAACUCUAUCAUUUUACUAGCUUAUCUUGGUAGACUGUAACACCUGGUGGCCUUGCGCAUUUAUUUUCCUGACCGUUUGCAGUGGACUUGUUUGGUUUCAGUUGGAUGCCUAAUACUUGUGUUCCUUUUUAUUGUGUCUGAAUCUAACUUGGUAUCCCGUCAAUGGUUGAUGCACAUUUUCCUUCAUUCCACAUUUUGUGUCGUUAUUAACACGGACCCUUUUGUAACUUUCUGUUUUGAUCAGAUAAAAUUCAUUUGUAUCGGAAUCGUCGCUGCAGUCGUGGUUAUUCUAGUGAUCGUUCUGGCCGUGACCCUGAGGUAACUCUACACCGAUGGGCCAUCUGUUCGAAGAUCUGACAAUCCACCUAACUGCUUUGUCUACGUCUCAUUAUCGAGAUAUGACGGCGUUCCCACAAAAUGACACAAUCAGUCACGCGUAACAUUGUGCCUUGUACUUUGAUUUUCCCGGAUCCCUCCCCGAACUUCCAUGCAGAGCACUCCACCAUUAUUUUUGUUGCUUAUUUCGAACUCUUCUGUGUUUGUACCUCAAGAAUAGCCUUAUCUUGUUUCCCUCAUGUAACUUUUUUCCUCUCACUUUUAUUUCUGUUUUCACCUCGCAUGCAUCUGACACAUUUGGAUAUUAUCGCAUUGCUGACUCUCCUCUUGUCCAGCUUUCCCAGUGACUUGUGUUCACAUAAGCUUUACUCAGUUAGUUUCUACUCGUUUCUGCACUGUUAUGCGACGAUUAACUUUUCAGAUACUCUUUCCAAAGGAUUAGUCAAAAGUCAAUAUUGGUGGUGCUGGUUGGUUGUUCCGUUUUAUUCUUCGAUCUAUCCUGUCGAACGAUUGAAUGACUAUUAUCAACUAUCCUCUGGGGCUUUUUGGAACAUUCCUGGAGCACAGUUCGGAGGAACCACAUAUGCUACUCAGCUAGUCUCUUCCCUCAUUGGUGACUUUGCCCCGCUCCUGCGUGCUCCCCUCCUUUAUUCCUUGAUAUUACCCCGGCAUCUUGUGACGGAUAGGGCGCCUGUGAUCCCUCUUAAUUUAAUAGAUCACAUCCCUUUAGUGCACUUCGACGUGCUUCGCAUAAUUGUGGUACUUUUUUGCCGAUCUUCACUAUCCGUCCCUUCAUCCCAAAGCAUUUUUGAGGCGUCAUCGAUUGCUUACUUUUGCACAUACAGUUUAUGCACGUUCAAUGGAGCUGUAUCGUCUUUGUGCCUUACGCCAAUCUCUCUCUCUCUCUGUAAAGUAUAUCUCCUUUUAUAUGCCUACUACUGGCGCUCCAUUUCACAUGCUAACUUUGCCUUGUCAUCCAGAAGAAGUACUGGUUGUUUCACAAUUUCAACUACGUUCAUCUACUCAGUCGACAGUCUGUCUUACGAUGCCAAUAACUCGUGUUCGGAACACUAA
This is a messenger RNA of Dicrocoelium dendriticum, 2526 nucleotides long. Lineage: Eukaryota; Metazoa; Platyhelminthes; Trematoda; Plagiorchiida; Dicrocoeliidae. The record is from the annotation of a GenBank genome assembly.